Messenger RNA from Dicentrarchus labrax (European seabass), 12192 nucleotides. RefSeq names its product SH3 and PX domains 2Aa (gene sh3pxd2aa). The record is from RefSeq and is a predicted model, not a curated record. Bases 742 to 4359 code for a protein of 1205 amino acids. Gene Ontology annotation, cellular component: cytoplasm. Gene Ontology annotation, molecular function: superoxide-generating NADPH oxidase activator activity; phosphatidylinositol binding; protein binding. NCBI's taxonomy places the organism in Eukaryota, Metazoa, Chordata, Actinopteri, Moronidae. Gene Ontology annotation, biological process: superoxide anion generation. The transcript has 16 exons.
ACUCUAAGAACUCCUCAGUGAAUAACAAGCAGACUGUGUCCAAUCCAGGCCUACAUCUGCUGCCACAUCUGUGUAACAUAUUACUUAUAGAUCUGUGUUAGAGAGCGGGGAGAAAAAGUUACGGGGAGACACAGUGAGUGAGUGAGACGUUAAACCGAGGCUGCUUACAAACGCAGCUUCAUAAUAAUGUCACACAACCGGACGCUUCUUGUGGAGGAAGCCACCGCCAAAUCACUGUUUUUCUUCAGAGCUUUAUUCCAAGUAGGACGUGCGUGAAGCCCAUCCCACUCCGUUCCCCAAAACCCUCUGCGCCCGCUGUAACCCGCUGUAACGCAGGAGGCGUUUGGCGCUGGAUUUGCCGGCUCCCUUCGCAUUCUGCCUCUGUCACCUCCUCCAGGUAUGCUGAUGCCCCUUUUUGUAGGCAUCGCGGCAGACACAAAGGAGCUCGCUUCACUUUCCCCCUAUCUAUUUUUGAGGCGACCGACCUGAUCCGCGCCCGGCUCUCCGCUGGAGCUCCGUGCGGCUGCGGGCAACGUGAAACCCGCCCUCCGCUCCGAUAUUCGGCUGUGUCGUGUUUCGCGUGUAAAGCGAGCGGCGUGGGCUCAAAUGGACUAUUGAUAAGUUUCUGAUCAGAUCGAUGGUCGUUGCGUCAGCGUGCAGGGGGGGCGGGGGGGGCGGAGAGUCUGAGCUGCCGAUCUCUUAAUGGACCGCUGAAUUGUUAAAUGCCACAGCUGAAGAUGAAUGUUGGGAUUUCUCUCCCGUGAUACAAGACAGCCUAUCUGGAGCCGCAGCAGCCGCCUGCCCGACGCGUUUAUGCAGAGCCUUUGCAGGGUCAAGAUGCAGUUCCGGACUGUGCUGGACGUGAAAGUCGUGGACGUGGAGAAGAGGCGCAAUCCGUCUAAACACUACGUAUACCUCAUCAAUGUCACCUACUCUGACAACACCUCCCACAUCAUCUACAGAAGAUACAGCAAAUUCUUUGACCUACAGAUGCAGAUACUCGACAAGUUCCCAAUUGAGGGAGGGCAGAAGGACCCAAAGAAGAGGAUCAUCCCAUUUCUCCCAGGCAAAAUCCUGUUCCGGAGGAGUCAUGUGCGAGAUGUGGCCAUGAAGCGGCUGCGUUUCAUCGACGACUACUGCAGGGCGCUGGUGCGACUCCCCCCUCAGAUCUCUCAGAGCGAGGAGGUUCUGCGCUUCUUUGAGACUAAAGCUGAGGACAUCAACCCCCCAGUGGAGGACUAUGGCUCCAAGCGCAAGUCGGUAUGGAUGUACGGCUUUACAGACAGCCCGAGGAAAGAGGCCUCAGGGAUUGACAGCUCGGAGCCCAUGGUGUUGGAGCAGUACGUGGCCGUGGCCAACUACGAGAGGCAGGAGAACUCGGAGAUCAGCCUCAAGGCCGGCGAGACGGUGGACGUGAUUGAGAAGAGCGAAAGUGGCUGGUGGUUUGUCAGCACAGCAGAGGAGCAGGGCUGGGUGCCGGCCACAUACCUGGACUCCCAGAAUGUAACCAGAGAUGAUUUGGAUCUGGGCACUUCCAGGACUGGAGAAGUCACUAAGAGACGCAAGGCACAUCUGAAGAGGCUGGACCGCCGCUGGACCCUUGGGGGUAUAGUCAACCGCCAGCAGAGCAGAGAGGAGAAAUAUGUGACGGUUCAGCCGUACACCAGUCAAGGGAAAGAUGAAGUCAGCUUUGAGAAAGGGGUCACCGUGGAGGUCAUCCAGAAGAACCUGGAGGGCUGGUGGUUCAUCAGAUACUUAGGGAAAGAAGGCUGGGCCCCUGCCUCCUAUUUGAAAAAGGUGAAAGAGGACUUCUCCCCUCGCAAGAAGACCCUGACAGGCCCCGUGGAGAUCAUCGGCAACAUCAUGGAGAUCAGCAACCUGUUGCAAAAGAAGUCAGUCAGUGAGAAGGACAUCCAGACGGAUGGAGAUGAAAGCACCACACCGGAACGCCACAUCUCCAAGAGCGAGAUCAGCCUGCCCAUGCCCUAUAACUCUGAAAUCAAUGCCGAGACAGGCAGGAGGCUGAGCGCAGGCCGUGACACCAACAGCCCGUGUCUGGGAAUAGCAGCGAGUGCUGCCCUAAAUGAAAAUAAAGGAAGAGGCGAGCCAGGGUCCCCAGCUGUUGCGAGAGUGGCACCGCAUAGAGUGGAAAUUGGAUUUGAUGCUAUAGGGUCUCCGAAUCUGAGACAAAAACCUCCCCCAAGAAGAGAAACCAACUUGGGAUUCCAGUUACCCAAGCCACCAGAGCCCCCUGCUGUGGAAGCAGAGUAUUACACAAUAGCAGAUUUCCAGUCCUCGAUCUCUGAUGGCAUCAGUUUCCGUGGAGGACAAAAGGCUGAUGUGAUAGAGAAGAACCCUGGAGGCUGGUGGUAUGUGCAGAUUGGAGAGAUGGAGGGCUGGGCCCCCUGCUCCUACAUUGACAAGCGCAAAAAGCCCAACCUCAACCGUCGAACUAGCACCCUGACUCGUCCCAAAGUCCCACCCCCAGCUCCGCCUGUCAAAAAACAAGACUCCGAGGAGGCCCCCCCUCCAUCUAACUCUGCCUCUAAAGUCUCAGAGCCGCCGAGCAGGCCUGUGUACGAAGAACCUGAGUAUGAUGUACCUGCUAUUGGGUGCGAAGGUGAAUCGGACACAGAUUCCCUGAAGGAUGAGCGUGCCCUGGAUGUGAAGAUCAGCAGCGUGGUCAGCGACAAAUAUCGCAGCUCCCCUCCUUCCUGCAAGGCCUCUCCUCCUGUCUGCAAGGCAUCCCCUGUGUUCGCUCAUCGAAGAGCUUCCUUCAGGUCUGUAGAGGAGGUUGCAAAAGAGGAGUGUAUCUAUGAAAACGAUGGCUUCAGGCGAAGCAGCGGCGUUGAAGGAACAUCAGUCAAAGGUUCCAGUGAGCCAAAUUCCCCAAGGAGCUAUCAUUCCUCCACAGUCCCACGGAAACCCUCCGGAUCCUCACCUUUAGCUGGUAGACCCAUGAAAACCAUGACACCAGAGAUGAACCGAAGAAGCCAGACCCUGGGCAGACACAUAGAUAUCUGCCUCAGGUCGCAGGACAACAGCCCCCACUCUUCAUCAGAUGAAUUGAGCAGAGGCCCCAAGAAAGGCCCUGCCUUCAACCGGGAUGUGGAGCAGAGAAUAGGCCAGAGCCCCUCCACCAGACCCAAGCCUUCUGUCAGACCUAAACCACUUCUGACCAAAUCAGAGCCCCAGAGUCCAGAGAGGAUGGAUAUCAGCUCUCUGAGACGACAGCUGAGGCCUACAAGUCAGUUUCGACAUGGCCUCAAAUCUACUCGUGGGGACGACUCUGAAACGGCCUCUGUUAUCUCAUCAGAGGACUCGAUGUGUUCGCGCAGUACCUCAGAUCUCUCUUCUGUUUACUCCAAAGGGAGCCGUGGUGAUUCAGAUGUGGAAGGCCCCAAUCUCUACCGUUCCCUGGACGCCUAUAAGAAGGUCCAGGACUCUGAGGUCAGCUUUCCGGCUGGGGUGGAGGUCGAGGUUUUGGAGAAACAGGAGAGCGGGUGGUGGUACAUCCGUUGGGGAUCUGAGGAAGGCUGGGCUCCCUCGUACUACCUGGAACCUGUCAGACAAGUGGGUGAUGCAGGUGGGUUAGAAUCAGAUGGACACGGGAGUGGUGGGAGUAAGUCCAACAGCCUGGAGAAAAACGAGCAGCACGUGUUGGCCCUCAAUAACAUAAAUAUUCAGGGUCUGAGUCAGCAGCAUCAAGGCUUGAGGAGGAACACUCCACCGAUUCCUUCUAAGCCUCCUGGUGGCUUCUCGAAGCCAUCCGGGAUGGUUAAUGGAGGUGUUCGGAUGAGAAACGGGGUACGCCAGGUGGCUGUCAGGCCUCAGUCUGUAUUUGUGACCACAACACAGCCAGCCAAGGAUGGGCACUACAUGACAGGGUCUCUGAGGCGAAAUGAUUCUCUUGGCAGAAGUGAUCACUAUGGCUCUGGUUCUGCCACUCUUGGUGUGCGCCGGAAUGCCUCCUUCAGUACCGUGCGGCCACAUGUGGUUGUUGAAAGUCAGACACGGCCUGCCGAGCGCUCCAGCCUGGGGUCUUCAGGGAGCUCAUUCAGCACAAGCAAUGUCCAGGAUGCCCUUAGCAGAGUUAACCAACGCAACGGCAUUCCUGUGUCCACAGUCCGACCCAAGCCCAUAGAGAAGAACCAACUGAUCCACAACAACCUUGGUAGGGAUGUGUACGUGUCCAUUGCUGACUAUCGUGGCGAUGAGGAAACUAUGGGUUUCACUGAGGGCACCUGUCUGGAGGUUUUGGAGAGAAACCCCAAUGGAUGGUGGUACUGCCAGGUGCAGGACAGCCUGCUUCCCCGCAAGGGCUGGGUCCCCUCCAACUACCUAGAGCGGAAAAAAUAAAACCAACCCCACAUCAUCCCCCUACAUUUUCCCCCACCUCCCCCUUUUAUUGUCUUCAAGGACGUGGGUGGCAUCAAUUCUUGCAAAUGUUACCCGCAAUCUCCCCUAAGCAAUAUGUCCUUGAAAAUGUACAUUCAUGAAAAGACUGUGUAAAAAGAAAGAUGUUUUAAUCUGACAAGGAAGGACACUUUUAGUGCUGGUUUACUAAAAUGUAUUUGAAGACUAGUGUAAAGAUUUAAAAUAUUUUGGCUGGGAAUGAGAGACAGAAACAUGGGAUCGGUCACUAUUGAGUGAGGAAAUUUAAGAGGACAGUGUCUUUGAGAAAUAAAAUGGUAUGAAUGGGAGUGAUAACCUCUUAAAGAGGUUUGCAUCAUGUAAUACAGGAGUUGAGCAGGGUAAUGGCUAUGCUUAUUCCUGCCCAUCACUGACUAUGAUGGCCGAUAAGUGCCUUUUGUAUUUGUUCACCUGAAUAGAGAUCCUAAAUGGUGGAUGGCAAAACAUUAAAUCAACCAAAUCUUUUAAGAGUGCCAUAGGCCUAUGAACACCACCAUGAGUAUUUCCAUUACCAAUUAAGAGCUCCACUAUAGAGUGCAAACAAAGUGCAGAGUUUCCAUUUGAAGUGCUCUAAUUGGUCCAACGCAGAUUAAAGAAAGAAAAACUGAGAUUUAAGGAACUCAAUUCAGCAGAGAAUUUAUUUGUUUGAAGCCACCAAGUCAUCAAGCAAACAAAAACAUUUUAAUCUCGUUAUUAGAAUUUUUAUUUAGUUUCAUUGUUCAUGUUAUAAUGUCUUGUGUUGAUGCAAGUCUUCCUUAGAGAAUUAUUUCUGCUUUCUUGUGACAUCUUUUUUCCACCAAGAGCCUAGAAUUGGAAAAGUUAAAGCUCCUGCCUCGUGUCCCACACCAUCUGACACUGGUGAAAUAAAAAAGUAAGUGCUUAGGUUUGUUAAAUUGGCAUACUUUUGUCAUAGAUCCUCAAGUCCAAGAAAAAUGUUAAUAUUCAUGUUUUUUUAAUCCCAGAGGUAACUAUCUGGGAUAACAAAUGUAUAAUGAAAAACCUGUAAAACUUGAAAAUAGCAGAUAUUUUAGUUUCCUGGAAAAUCAAAAGAACAACUUGUAACUUGAGUGCUCUCCAGAACAAAACCAGCUCCUAUCUGAGUAGCUAAUAACCUCAAAAGAUCAAAACAAUUAGUUUACAAAGGUGUAGGUUUACUGUAGUGUUUUUAGUUCCAGGAACAAUGGAUUUUGUAUAUAGUUUGUUUUGUAGACAUAAUGAUACCGCUGUUGCGGAGAUGUGUUGAAUAAGUACUGGAAAUGUGGUGAAAUAAUUGAAUCCCAGGGACAUAUUUGCACAGCAUUUAGCCCAAAAUGUGAUCAAACCAAAGAGAGUUUUUUGUGAUUUUACUAUUUAUUUAUAUGGUACAAGUAAUACAGUAUAUUCAACAAAAUGCCUAAUACAGGGUGUCUGGAAGCACUUGAUACAUUUUCUCAAAAUUAUAGAUCUAUGAAACAAGAAGUAAGCAAGGGAAUUGUAAUUAGAUAUUGCUGUGCAAGUAUUAGGGUUGGCAUUAAAUAGCAGACAACAUAGUUUGUCAACUUGUUUUUUCAUAUCUUCCAUUAAAGUCAGGGUUCAUAUCCUGUAAAAAAUAUUUAGCAAUCACCUAAAAAUAUUUAGUUAGAAAUAAUUCUCCCCCAAUGCAGAAGUGAAAUAUGAGAAUUCGAAGUUCUGAGCUAAAAUCCAACUUUCAAAAUUCAAAUGGCUGAUGUUCAAGACUGCUGAAAUACAUUUUCUAACGGACAGUGUGAGCUCUCUGUACGAGGCUGAACACUAACUUUUCAUUAUGUUUCUGCUGGACAGUAUCAUAGUAUUAAACAAAGUACAGUACCUGCUAGAUCGCAGUUAUCUAUUUUAGCAAAACCAUAUUUGUGUCUUGUCUGUUCGUUUUGUUGUUGUGAUCGCACAGUGACAAUAAUGAGGAACGAAGUGGUUCUGUUUUGUGAAUUAGUGCACUUUAAACCCGUUUUUAUGGUGCAUUAAUGUAAAGACGCAGUAAAUACUCAGCAUAUUAUUUAUUCUUUUUUUGUAAUUAUUUAAUUUCUCUCAAUUCUUUUUUCUUUAAACUCACCUCAAAUGAGAGGUGGAACUACUAUGAGUUCUGAGAUCAUGGCAAAGUUAGAGUAGAAUUGGAGAAACAGAGCCCUCUUGUGGGAGGUCAAAGAUACUACAACAUGAUUUUUAUCCCCUCCACAAGGCUUACCAGCUGUCCUACCUCAGUGCAAUAAGAAAUGCACUGCUGGUCAGUGAGUCUCACCAAGAACUGUACAGAAAUUUAAUGGUUUUUUUUGUUGUUGUUUUUUUAAAUCUAAGUGCAGCUAAGAAUAUUUUUGUAGCACAUGUUUUGUAUUGGGCAAUAAUUUAUUUUUUUUGAAAAAAAAAAGUCCUUUUUUCUUUUUUUUCUCUAUGCUGUGUGCUGCAACUUUAGCAAAUCAUGGACACUUCCUUCAUCUUUAUUGUUCUUUACAUAAUGCCUGAUUUUAUGUGUAUUUAUUAUGAAUAGUUCUAUAUCUUCUCACGGUUUGACAAUCACCGUAUCCCCACAUUCAAAAUAUUGCUGUACAGCAUUAUACAGAUUAUCAUUCUCACGCAAACUAUACUCCACUGAACUGAAUAUACAAAAUGGAGACACAGCAGUCAGCGGAAAUUCAAAAGCAACAUCGUUUAGUGGAGUUGUGAGGUAUUUUUUAGUCAUUUUAUUAAAUAAAAAUGAAAAACGUACCUAUAAAUAAUGAAAUAAAAAAUUAGGAUUGGAAUAUUUGCUGUCAGGCCCCUUCCCAUCCAGACGAAGGCAUUAUGUAAAUGUGUUGAAUCACUUUUAACAUUUCGCUCCAGCACGUAUUAUUAUUGCAUAUCGCUUUUGUUUGAUCGAGCUGAAUUUACUAAGCUGAAACAGCAAGGGAAUCGUUCUGUCAGGCAUACAUUUAGCUUACGUCUAUCUUCAUUCAUGCUUUUACCUUCUUUUUUUUUUCUUUUUCUUGUUUCCCCUUUUUGUCAAAUUCUGAAAUAUACCCCUCGAGGAAAUGUGCAAUAGAUGAGAAGCACAUCACACUUCAACAAGAGGAAAAAACAUUGCAGGUCUAGAGAAACGUGAAUAAUGCCAUUGCAUCUGUUGGGAGUAGAUAUUCCCAGUCAAACUGCCAGUCAUGAGCUUUUACCGUCAUUUCAAGUGUAUCUAAAAGAGCAGAUGUGAAAGGCCCUAAAAGCAUCGGAAAAACUCAUUGGACCAAAGCAGCAGACGUUUGUGACAUCUCAUUAUUACCCUGACGUGAUGGACUUUUAUAAUUACUAACACGAGAACCUCUGCUCCUCCUGCCCCGGAUCAGCAGUGGACAGUGACUUGUGAAUGGCAUGGCAGAAGCCCACUGACCCGUUCUGUAUGGACAUUACAGCCAUCUGGGGUCUUCUUCACAGAUGGAGAGUCAUGGGCCCAUCAUCAGGGGCCCCAGCGGCCCUGCUCUGAGCUGUCACGUUCGUGCCUGAAUGGAAUUUUGAUAGUUUCUUGUUUUUGUGUUGUUGUUGUUUUCUUUUUCUUCAGAUUUUUUUUUUGUGUGUUUUCCCACUGGAGUGUGUCCUCUCUGCACCUACGCCGGUGCCUCUCUUGACAUUUACCCCACCGUUGUCAAACCAAGUCAGGCUUUUCCCCCUCACCAAUCACCUCGGUCAAGGUGACAUUUGGAACCGUCGGCGGGAGAGUCUCAGCGGUAAACAAGAGAGCGUGGAUAUGAACGCUCCUUCAGGCCAUUUCACUUCAAUCCAUCACUUCCAGGAUGUACGCCAAAAAUAGAAAAAACCUUUAUAUUUCUCUUUGCUGAGCCCCAGGCAGGCCUUAUCGAUGUGCUAAAGGUGAAUACGUCAGUGUGCUAAAGACUACCUGUGUGUACAGGCCAAUACGCAGAGUUCCCUGUAUUAUUGGGGGCGGCUUGUGUCCAUAAAUCUUUUUUUUUUGGCGAUAGUUUGUAGUCUGACAUUUUGGGAAAGACCCUGAUUUGCUUUCUUACCAAGAGUUAGAUGAGAAGAUCGAUACCACUCUCAUGCCGUUAAAGCCCCCCUCCACCAACGUAAGGGUUUUUCUUACUUGGAUGUUUGAGCUUCACUGUGCAGUGUGAUGUAUGUGCAGAGUCUGACAGUAAAAGGUUGUUCUCACAUCCAUCUGCUGAAGAGGAAAGGUUUCUGUGUGCUCACCUUAAACCUCAGCUUAAGACACGUACGUAGGAUCCUGGCAGAACUGACUCUGCAGUGAAGUAGGAGACAUCGCUCAUCACUGCAACUUUUGAUGUGAGAAAUAUUUGCAUAUGCAUAUUUCUGCGAUUUUUAAUGAGGGAGAAGAAGCGGAUGCAGUUGUGAAAAUGUACUGUUUUGGUGAAAAACAAUAUCAGACAAAUUAAAAUGCAAACAUAAAUGUGGGGAUUGUUAAAUAUGAAGCUGAAGCCAGGAGAUAGCUUAGCUCAGCAUAAAGACGGGUUGCUUGGAGAGACAGCUAGCCUGGCUCUGUCAAAAGGUUAAAAAUGCUGCCAACAUCACAAAGUUCACUACUUAACACUUUAAAAAAGAGUUGUGGUUUUACCUUUGGUUGACAACAACACCCCAGCAACAUUAAAGAUCCCCUCCAAACAUGUUUUAGGAUAUAAACAAAUGCUUGGAACAAUAAUGCAUUUUUCCACACAAAAGUCUAAUCUGGGAAUAUGCAAAUGUUGUUCAUCUCUGCUGGACACAAGAUGUCUCCUCCUUCACUUUAGGUCCAUUCUCAGUGGAUCACACUGUACAAGUUGCAUACUGGACCAGGGCUGACUGCCAAACUAUUUGUCACAAAUCCUGCUGUUUGUCCCCCGCCCCUUAAAAUCAGAUGUUCGAUGAGCACAGAGAAACUUUCCACUUUCAGCAGAUGAUUCUAGAGUCAAACUGCACAUACAGCAUUCAGAGAGCACACUGUAGGGACAAGAAGGAACACUGAUAUUUGACUGGAGGGGGGCUUUAAACAAAUUCCAUGUACCAUGUUAAUCAAUGAGCUUUAGAGGUGUUGGCAUGUGGAUUGUUUUCCACCAGAGCCAGGGUGGCUGUUUUCAGUCUUUAUGCUAAGCUAAGUUAAAUACAUCCUGGCUUUAGCUUUAUAUUUAGCAUACAGGAAUGUGGAACUCAGCAAAAAAGCAAGGUUAUUUCCCAUAAUGCCGAGCUAUUUCUUUAAGUUACAGGCCUCUUUUUCAGUCACGGUCUGCCAGCUGAGCCUAUCUCAGCCACACCGCACACAGCAGAGAGGAAAUGGAAUUGGCGGAGGCAAUAUUUCUGCACUCCGCCUGCACAACUGAGCGUGUGCGCACAUGCCAACACACACUCAGUGAUGAUGAUGGGGAGUCAUUCAUGCCAGAGGAAAUGUACGAGUUUCCUGACAUAUUCCCGGAGGUCAGCCGGGUGAGACAACCCCCACCACGCCUGCCCCCUGCUUUAUUCCUCUGCUCUCUUUUUAUUUUAACAAAUGGACGGCACCUCUCGGGCGCGAAGCACCUUAAACUCUGUAAUCUCAAACGCUAGCCGCCCGCCGUAGUGUAUUCCUCCUUUUCUGCUCCUCAGUUCCGUCUCCUUCUUCCCUCAGCGCCGCAUUUCCAUCCCUCCCUUCCUCGACACAGCCAGGCAGUCUAUUCCCGGGGCAAUGAUUGAGAUAUCUAGGAGGGUUUGGGGGAGGGGGAGGGGGAGGGGGAGCGUGUGUUUGUGUGUGCUUUUGCAUGAUGAGAUGGAUUGUUUGCAGGUGCACUCAGGAGAAGAGAAUUUGGAGGUCAAGGAGGAGUUUUGUGAGAGCAGGAUGCAGGGAGACACGAGAUGGAUCAGAUAGUGGAUUCUAGGAGACAAGGUGAGAGCGAGGUGAGAGGAGCUCUGCUUUGAUAGGAGGGGAGAUGAAAGGCUGGUGGGCACCGUUUCCACUCCUAAAAAACAGCGAGAAAUAAUUCCUUCCAGCGGGGGGCCCAUUUUAUUCCACUCCUUCUAUCCACCUUCUUAAAAACCCCCAACCUAAUGAGCUCCCCGCUUCCCAACCUGAGCUGUGAAAACUCAUUACUCCAAACAAUGUCUUAAUUGCAGCACUUGACGUUUUUUUGAAGCUCCUUCAAGAAACUGCAGUCAGUGAGAGACAAAUGAGUUCACACCGCAGCAGCUUCUCUCAGCCUCUCUCUCCGUCCGUAGAAGAACUUUUAAGACUGAUCCUGCGUCUGAUUUCAGCUUCUUUUACUGUCAGCGUCUUCAGAUCUUGUGUAGCCCUGAGGGUGCGAGAGUUGAGCUGGGUGCUGAAAAGUGGGAAAAUGGCUUCAAAUGAAGGAUUUUCUGCCUCUCUCUCUUUUUUGCCUUACUCCUUUUGAGUUUUUGUCGAGAAAAUAAUUGAACGUUGUAGAAGUUCAGCAGAGGAUUCAAAGUGUUUAUUCACAUCUGAUGAAACAAGCCUUAAUUCAUAAUGAACUGAAUCCCCCCCCAAAAAAGGGGGGCUUCAGAAGUCAACAGCACCCAGCUCUGGAUUGGAGUGAUUGCGAGGUUAAUAAAGGCGGCAGUCUGAUAGAAGGAGGUUUGAUAAGAAAGUUUUAGUAAGUGUGUGGGAGCAGGUUUGAGAUAUUUAGGGGGUGAUUUUGUAGGUUUUUUUAAUUAAUAUCUAGUUCUUGUUUGAGUGUGGGACAAGAAAGAAAAGAACGAGGGAAGCUGCAGGGCUUUUUCUCAAGCAUUUGGGGUAAAAAAAUAAAAUAAAUCCCAAGCCUGUGAAUCGGGGAAUGCUGAUUAUUUAUGUCACUCUGAAAACUUCCUCACAGAAUCGCAGUUGUUUGACGCGCCGGCGGGCAUCAGCAGGAGCUGUCUCCGAGCUCCACAAAAGAGGCUGUGUCGAGGAACGAGGCGCACCGCUGUGUCUCUGUGGCACUUUUCUUUGUCUCAGUUUGAAUCCCUGUUCCUAAUUAGCACAACAGUGUGUCUUAAUUAACCUAAGCCAGUCGGAUGAUAUUCCAGCGCUAACAGCUUUCUAAAGAAGAACGCUGCUGCCAUCCUGCGUGGGGGCCUCCGGCGCCGGCUGCGGGCUCAGACACAGUUUUGAGGUGGAGGAGAGCUGUCAGAAGUGAUUGAUGUUACAAGCUGAGGUAGAUUCAUGGGAAGGUUUAGCCUGUUUUUAGCCUCGAUGUUGUAUUUAUAGAAGAGAAUUCGUCACCACCCUGCUGUGGAGAGCAGUGUGCCAAAAAAGAAUCUUGGAAGCCCGACGCCAUCGAGCUCUCGAUCUGUAAAUCCUGACAAAAACAAUCUGUUACCAGCAUGUCAACCACGCUAACAAACACAGAAACAACUACAGGCCUCGAGUUGGACCAAAGGAGGUGCUAUCCUUUUCUUUUCUUAUUACCAUUGUUGUUAUGCAAAUUGUGUUUAACUCUUGCAAGCUCCUUGUUUUCAAAAGAUAUGCCAUGAGGAAGCUAAGGGGGCUUUAUUCCACUGUAAACGUCAAUGAAUCAUCCAACGAUGAGUCAUCUGCCCACCGGAUCAAAUGUGGGGACAGGGCCAUGCACUUGCCAGUUUGACGCAUCAUCACGCUGUACGCCAGUGCACCAGGACGAAAUACAACGAAAGCAAACGCUGUCCAAGUUCCUUUCUGUUGGAGACAUUGUGCACAUGCGCAUUCCUUUUGAAAACAGGGCAUUUUGUUAUCUACCGUUUCAUUUCGACAGGUCUUGUUCCUUUUUUUUUUUGUAUCUUGUACAUGUUUACAUUGUAUCUCGCAUUGCCCAAAAGAGAAACAAUAUUAAAUGUAUUAUCUUUGUUGUUUUA